CAAAGCUAGGCAGGUAUGAGUUGUUGUCGUUCUUAAAUGAUAUCCAAAUGUUUGUCUUUAUGUGUAUAUAUAUAUAUUUAUAUAAAUAGAAAGGGAUGAUCGAGUACGGGAAGGUUCAUUCUGCUAUAGUAGAACUGGAAUUGCAGGCUCUUUCUUCCUCAAUUUGUGAUCGGAGAGAGUGAAGAAAAUGGCGACCGGUCAGUUCAAGGCGGAGACUUUGUUCGAUUUGAUGAAGCAGCACUUCGAAACCGAAGAGGGUAAACAUCUUUGCAAGAAAGUUAAUCUCGUUUACCAGAUCAAUCUCGCACCCAAGAAAAUUGGGAUCGAUGAGGUCUGUUAUACUAUUGAUCUGAAGAAUGCGAAGGUCUUCAAAGGAACAUUGGAAGGAGAAGAAAAGCCUGAUGCCACAUUUUCCUUCAAGGAAGAUGAUUUUGUCAAAAUUGCACUUGGAAAGAUGAAUCCCCAGAUUGCUUUCAUGAGGGGAGUCUUGAAGAUUAAGGGCAGUCUUAGUGCAGCACAGAAAUUUACACCAGAUAUUUUCCCUAAGCUCCCAGUUUCAAAGCUGUGAAAACAGAGCUAUUGUGGGGAUAAGUUACAUCCUGCUUUCACUUUAUCUGUGUUGUUGAAUAAUAAGUCACUUCAAUUUGAAUAUUGAGGGUCUUGAACUAGGAAAGUAGCAAUAGGUCAAAAGUGUUUGUAUUGAUAUAACCAAGUAUCUAUAGCAUAUGGUGCCACUUGACAUAACUGUUAAUUCAAUUGCCUAGUACUUACCCAAUGUCUUGGAAUAUAAAGUUAUGCAGAAGAACUUUUUUCUUUGAUUGAUUUGGAUA
This is a messenger RNA of Humulus lupulus (European hop), 830 nucleotides long. RefSeq names its product sterol carrier protein 2-like. NCBI's taxonomy places the organism in Eukaryota, Viridiplantae, Streptophyta, Magnoliopsida, Rosales, Cannabaceae. The transcript has 4 exons. Gene Ontology annotation, cellular component: cytosol. The record is from RefSeq and is a predicted model, not a curated record. The coding region runs from base 188 to 568 and encodes 126 amino acids.